CUCUGCCCCUUAAAGUCUGGGGCCACUGUGGCCAGGAGGUGUUGCUUAUUAUAGAGCGCUCUUGGGUCCUGAGUGAAGUCAGUGGAAAAGUGGAAGCAGAGAAGGAAGAGAGAAGGAUGACUAGACCUCAGCUGCGGCCAGCUGGGCUCCGAAGACUUCUCCUGCUGUGGCUGCUGGUGCUGCCGGUGCCUGUACCCAAGUCCGAGGCUAGGAAGUCCAGGGCCUCACUGCCCUGCCCUGUGGCCUGCGAACCAACCCGCUGCCCGCCGCUGCCCACCUGCUCGGCUGAGAUGACGCCGGUGCUCGACCGAUGCCGCUGCUGCCGCGUCUGCCCAGCGGCCGAGGGCGAAGCCUGCGGCGGGGCGCGUGGCCUGCCGUGCGCCCAGGGCUUGCAGUGCAGUGCACUGCGGGGCGCCACACGCAAGGGCGGCGCCCGGCUCGGCACCUGCGGCUGCGCGGUUGAGGGGGCGGCCGUGUGUGGCAGCGACCGACGGACCUACCCCAGCCUGUGCGCGCUCCGCGCGGAGAACCGCGCCGCGCGCCUCCGGGGCGCGCUCCCGGCCGUGCCCGUGCAAAAGGGCCCCUGCGGUGAUCCAGGAAUCCAGAGCGCGGGCCUGCUCCGGAGCGAGUACAACUUCAUCGCGGCGGUGGUGGAGAAGGUGGCGCCGUCUGUAGUGCACUUGGAGCUGUUCCGCAGGUCACCUCUCAGCAGCCAGGACAUUUCUGUAUCCAGUGGCUCUGGGUUCAUAGUGUCUGAGGAUGGGCUCGUUGUCACCAACGCUCACGUUAUCACUAACCAGCAGCGGAUUCAGGUGGAGCUCCAGAGUGGGGCCCAGUAUGAAGCCACUGUCAAGGACAUUGAUCAUAGAUUGGAUCUGGCACUGAUUAAGAUUGAGCCAAACACUGACCUUCCUGUGUUACUCUUGGGAAGAUCAUCUGAGCUUCGAGCUGGAGAGUUUGUGGUUGCCUUGGGCAGUCCAUUUUCUCUGCAGAACACAGUCACGGCAGGAAUUGUCAGCACUCCACAGCGAGGAGGCAAAGAGCUGGGGCUGAAGGAUUCAGACAUGGACUAUAUCCAGACCGAUGCCAUAAUUAAUCACGGGAAUUCUGGGGGGCCUUUGGUGAACUUGGAUGGAGAUGUGAUUGGCAUAAAUACACUGAAGGUGACUGCGGGAAUCUCCUUUGCAAUCCCCUCAGAUAGAAUUAGACAGUUCUUGGCUGAAUACCAUGAACGCCAGUUGAAAGGAAAGGCUCUGUCACAGAAGAAAUAUCUAGGUCUGCGAAUGCUGCCCCUCACUAUGAACUUACUUCAAGAAAUGAAAAGACAAGAUCCAGAUUUCCCCAGUGUGAGUUCUGGGGUUUUUGUAUAUGAAGUGAUUCAAGGAACAGCUGCUGAAAGCUCAGGGUUGAGAGACCACGAUGUAAUUGUCAGCAUAAAUGGGCAACCUGUCACUACGAUGAAUGAUGUAACUGAAGCUGUUAAGAACAAUGAUUCCCUUUCCAUUACUGUUCAUCGAGGAAGUCAAAUUUUGUUCCUGACAGUCACACCUGAAAUAAUCAAUUAAGUAUCUUGCUUUAAAGAGAGGUUACCUAACAAAACUAAACUUAUAUUUACCUGGUUUGCAUUGAAGAUCUGGCAAAGAUGGCAAGGGGUUUUAGGAUCUCUUUCUUAUAAAAAAAGAAAGGAUGUUUUGAACACAUACAAACACACACGUGUGAGUGUAUCAGGGAUCACUAGGUAGGGAGUGCUGUGUUGCUGUUAAGAAGCCUUACUAAACUAAAUGGAAGAAGGACAUGGUGCCACAAGUCUGGGGAACUGAUAAAAUUUUAUUUAAAAAUAGGAAGCAACUAA
Nycticebus coucang (slow loris) is the source of this 1852-nucleotide messenger RNA. It is a transcript of the gene HTRA4, whose product is annotated as HtrA serine peptidase 4. NCBI's taxonomy places the organism in Eukaryota, Metazoa, Chordata, Mammalia, Primates, Lorisidae. The transcript is spliced from 9 exons. The coding region runs from base 117 to 1565 and encodes 482 amino acids. Gene Ontology annotation, biological process: programmed cell death; positive regulation of apoptotic process; proteolysis. Gene Ontology annotation, cellular component: extracellular region. The record is from RefSeq and is a predicted model, not a curated record. Gene Ontology annotation, molecular function: protein binding; serine-type endopeptidase activity.